This is a messenger RNA of Zophobas morio, 2026 nucleotides long. It is a transcript of the gene Ir76b, whose product is annotated as glutamate receptor ionotropic, delta-1. The transcript is spliced from 6 exons. NCBI's taxonomy places the organism in Eukaryota, Metazoa, Arthropoda, Insecta, Coleoptera, Tenebrionidae. Gene Ontology annotation, molecular function: ligand-gated monoatomic ion channel activity. Gene Ontology annotation, cellular component: membrane. The record is from RefSeq and is a predicted model, not a curated record. The coding region runs from base 277 to 1953 and encodes 558 amino acids.
AACUUCCCAUCGACUCCAAUGUGUUUACAUUGCCGCCAUCAGUAGGUCGUAAGAGGGCGAACAGUAAACAUUUUUUGUUUUAGCCGCUCUAAAAGCAUUCAUAAUAAUAGCCUUUCAUGCAUAAUAAAUGCCCUUAAUAGACUCUUCUAGGAACACGUCAUAACAAGACAUGCGCCAUUUAUGGUAAAAAUUAUGUUAGGCGGACAGUGCUUGGGAAUCCUUCGAGCAUUAACCAGAUUUUAAAAAUGUGUAUCCGCUCCAAGAAAAAAUAGGCAAAUGGGCCUUAUCGAAAUAGCCUUAGCUGCUUUGUGUCUAAACGCAACAUGCACCGACGACGCCGACUACUACGACGUUCCCUUAAACCUACGCAAGACCUACCUUCUGCAGUUAGCCACAGAACUAAGAGAGGAAAAUUUAAGAAUUACUACGAUUAAAAAUGACAGAUUGAGCGGCUUCAUUGACUAUAGAAAUGGGACUAUAGUAGGAACCGGGGUCGCUUUCGAUCUUCUCAAUAUUCUUCAAAGAAAAUUUCAUUUUAAUUACACAAUAGUAAAACCGCAGUAUAACGAAUGGGCGUCAAACAAGAAGGGCAUUUUGCAGAUGUUAAAACAAAAGAAAGUCAACAUAUCUGCCGGUUUUCACCCAGUUCUGACCGAGUACUCUACAGAAAUUUCUUAUUCUCCCAGUCUGGAUACGGGAGAGUGGGUAGUGUUGAUGAAGCGGCCCGAAGCCUCGGCGACGGGUUCCGGCUUAUUGGCACCCUUCACUCUACCAGUUUGGCUUUUAAUUUUACUUUCUUUAGUAGUGGUGGGUCCUGUCAUCCACCUAAUAAUCUAUCUCCAAUCCAAACUAUGCAAAGAAGACGAAAACAAAGUAUUCGCUUUGGGUUCGUGCAUCUGGUUCGUUUAUGGCGCUUUGUUAAAACAAGGGACGACGCUGAACCCCAUGACAGAUUCGUCAAGGCUACUGUUUUCAACAUGGUGGAUCUUCAUCACCAUCUUGACAGCUUUCUACACUGCGAACUUGACAGCGUUUUUGACUUUGUCGAAAUUUACUUUGCCUAUUACGGAACCUAAAGACAUCGGUGCGAAAAAGUCGAAAUGGUUAACAACAAAAGGAAACGCAUUGGAGGACACGAUUACGUACAAUAACACUGAUAUUUUGACCGACCUUGGACGACUGCUGGGAAAAGCGCAGCAUUUUACGUCGGCCUCAAACAAAGAUAUUUUAAAUAUUUACGUCGACAAAAAAGAUAUGAUGUUUAUAAGAGAGAAACCUAUAGUGGAAUACAUCAUGUACGACGACUACAAAGAAAAAACAAAGAAGGAAAUUGAGGAACCAAAGAGAUGUACUUAUGUCAUCACGAGUUGGUCGGUGGCGUCUUUUUCAAGAGCCUUUGCCUAUUCCAAGGACUUCAAAUAUAAACCCUUGUUUGACUCAGCUAUUCAGUACUUGGUAGAAUCCGGAAUAAUCAAAUUCAAGCUCCGCGAAGAACUCCCAGACACCGAAAUCUGCCCUCUGAACUUAGGCAACAAAGAACGUCAACUGCGCAACUCGGACCUCCUCAUGACCUACGAAAUCGUGGGAGGAGGUUUCGUCAUUUCCGCCCUCAUCUUCAUUAUAGAGUUGCUGAUUCGUUACUACCAAAACAAGAAACUGAAAACCAGCAAAGCCACUCCUCCUGCUUUCUUGCAGCACCCCCAGAAACAUACUUUGCAGGUUAAUUUCAACAACAAUUAUGAGAAGUUGGGGCAUUUUGCGCAACCUCCUUCGAAGUUUAUAACGCCGCCUCCAUCAUACUACACACUCUUUAAUCCGUCCAGUAAGAAUGAGAAUAUCAAGAAGAAGAGUAUCAAUGGGAGGGAAUAUUGGGUCUAUGACUCGGUGGGUGGAAGGCCGAAGAUGAUACCAAUGCGCACACCUUCUGCUUUACUUUUUCAGUACACGAAUUGAUUUGUGAUUGAAGUGUUUUCCAAAGUAGUAGAUGUUUUAGGAAGUUGAAGUUUGAUUGUGUCUUUGAAUUUAA